AUGACGGUGGAAGUGAGCUCCUGGAGCCGGGUUCUGCUGCUCUCUGUGGGGCUGCUGGCUGUCUCGGCAACCGCCCAGAACUGCAGUCACAUUUUACAGGGCCCAAAUGGGACGAUACAGAGCCCAGGCUUUCCAUAUGGAUAUCCAAAUUAUGCAAACUGCACGUGGACAAUCACUGCUGAAGAGCAGAACAGGAUACAGCUUGUUUUCCAGUCGUUCGCGUUAGAGGAAGAUUUUGAUGUAUUAUCCAUCUACGACGGCCUGCCUCAGCAGGGGAAUCUGAGAACAAGGUUAACUGGCUUCCAGCUGCCGGCUCCUGUUGUGAGUACCGGGAUGGUGCUGUCCCUGUGGCUUGUGAGCGAUUACGCAGUCAGUGCUCAAGGCUUCCAGGCRAGCUACGAAGUUCUACCAAGUCAUACGUGCGGAAACCCAGGAAGGCUGCAGAACGGCAUCCAGCAAGGGACGACGUUCAGCAUUGGAGACAAAGUGCGCUACAGCUGCAACCCAGGCUUCUUUCUGGAGGGGCACGCGCUGCUCACGUGCCACGCCAAUUCCGAAAACAGUGCCUCCUGGGACUUCCCUCUCCCCUUCUGCAGAGCUGAUGAUGCGUGUGGAGGGACGUUGCGGGGACAGAGUGGAAUUAUCUCAAGCCCUCAUUUCCCUUUGGAGUACGGCAAUAACGCAGACUGCACGUGGACUAUCCUGGCUGAACCUGGAGAUACGAUUGCUCUAGUUUUCAUGGAUUUCCAACUGGAAGAUGGAUAUGAUGUUCUAGAAGUCGCUGGGACCGAGGCGUCAUCGCUCUGGUUUACUGGGAUGAAUCUGCCUGCCCCGGUUAUCAGCAGUAAAAAUUGGCUGCGGCUUCACUUCACGUCGGACGGCAACCACAGGCAAAAGGGCUUCAGUGCCCAAUAUCAAGUCAAAAAACAAAUUGAACUGAAGUCCAGAGGGGUGAAGCUGAUGCCCAGCAAGGACAAUAACCAGAAGACAUCAGUGUUAACUCAGGUUGGUGUGUCCCAGGGACAUAAUAUGUGUCCAGACCCUGGGAUUCCAGAGAGAGGCAAAAGAAUAGGCAACGAUUUUAGGUUAGGAUCCAGCAUCCAGUUCACCUGCAACGAGGGCUAUGAUUUGCAAGGGUCCAAAAGCAUCACCUGUAAGAGAGUGAGUGACAUAAUUGUUGCAUGGAGUGACCACAGGCCCGUGUGCAGAGCCAGGAUGUGCGACACGUACCUUCGUGGUCCCAGCGGAGUCAUAACUUCUCCCAACUACCCCGUGCAAUACGAUAACAACGCGUACUGCGUGUGGGUCAUCACCGCUCUCAAUCCGGCCAAGGUUAUCAAACUCACCUUUGAAGAAUUUGAACUAGAAAGAGGAUAUGACACGCUGACAGUUGGUGAUGGCGGCCAAGUGGGAGACCAGAAAACUGUGCUUUACGUCUUGACAGGUACCACGGUUCCUGAUCUCAUUGUCAGCACACACCACCAGAUGUGGCUCCUCUUCCAGACAGACAGUGUCAGCAACUUAUUAGGAUUCAAAGCAACCUAUGAAGAGAUCGACCAGGGGAGCUGCGGCGACCCCGGCGUGCCGGCCUACGGCAGGAGGGAAGGCUCCACGUUCCGCCACGGCGACAGCCUGCGCUUCGAGUGCCAGCCCGCCUUCGAGCUCAAGGGCCAGAGAACCAUCACCUGCCAAAAGAGCAGCCAGUGGUCUGCUCAGAAACCAGUCUGUGUUUUUUCCUGCUUUUUCAACUUCACCACCCCGUCUGGGAUUGUGCUGUCACCAAAUUACCCUGAGGAAUACGGGAGCAGCUUGCACUGUGUUUGGUUAAUUAUAGCUAAACCUGAAAGCCGAAUUCACUUGGCUUUCAAUGAUUUUGAUGUGGAGCCUCAGUUUGAUUUCCUAGCCGUGAAGGAUGGUGGGACUGCAGAGUCUCCGGUGCUGGGGACCUUCUCAGGAAACCAGAUCCCCUCUUCCCUGACGAGCAGUGGUCACGUUGCCAGGCUGGAGUUCCAGACCGACCACUCCAUGGAGAAAAGAGGCUUCAAUAUAACAUUCACUACGUUUAGGCAUAACGAAUGCCCUGACCCCGGGGUGCCGGUGAACGGCAAGCGCUUCGGUGACAGCCUCCAGCUGGGCAGCUCCGUGUCCUUCCUCUGCGACGAGGGCUUCAUCAGGACCCACGGCUCCGAGACCAUCACUUGCAUCCUCAARGAAGGGAACGUGGUUUGGAACAACGCAGUGCUCAGAUGCGAAGCGCCCUGCGGGGGCCACCUCACGUCUCCCAGCGGGACCAUCCUGUCCCCCGGCUGGCCUGGAUUCUACAAGGACUCCCUGAACUGCGCGUGGGUCGUGGAGGCGCAGCCGGGCUACCCCAUCAAGAUCACGUUCGACAGAUUUAAAACUGAGGUGAAUUAUGACACCCUGGAAGUGCGAGACGGCCGGUCCUACUCUUCCCCGUUGAUAGGUGUCUAUGAUGGGACUCAGGUGCCCCAGUUCCUCAUCAGYACCAGCAACUUCCUCUACCUCCUCUUCACCACGGACAAAAGCCACUCUGACAUAGGCUUUCAGAUCCGCUAUGAAACUGUGAAGCUCCAGUCCGACCACUGCUUAGACCCGGGCAUUCCUGUAAACGGGCAGCGCCACGGCAAUGACUUCUACGUGGGCGCGCUGGUCACCUUCAGCUGCGACUCGGGCUACACCCUGAGCGACAGCGAAGCCCUGGAGUGCGAGCCCAACUUCCAGUGGAGCCGCCCGCUGCCCAGCUGCGAGGCUCUGUGUGGCGGUUACAUUCGUGGUUCCAGUGGCACCAUCCUCUCCCCGGGUUUCCCUGAUUUCUACCCCAACAACUUAAACUGUACGUGGACAAUAGAAGCGUCACAUGGGAAAGGGGUGUUCUUCACCUUCCACACCUUCCACCUGGAGAACGGCCACGACUACCUGCUCAUCACCGAGAACAGCAGCUUCGCGCAGCCCCUGAAGCAGCUCACGGGCUCCCGGCUGCCGGCCCCGUUCAGCGCGGGGCUCUUCGGAAACUUCUCCGCGCAAAUUCGCUUCAUCUCGGACUUCUCCAUGUCCUACGAGGGUUUCAACAUCACCUUUUCUGAGUACGAGCUGGAGCCGUGCGACGAGCCGGAGGUGCCGGCCUACAGCAUCCGCAAGGGGCUGCAGUUCGGCGUGGGCGACGCGCUCACCUUCUCCUGCUUCCCGGGGUACCGGCUGGAGGGCGCCGCGCGCAUCACCUGCCUGGGCGGCCGGCGCCGGGUGUGGAGUUCGCCUCUGCCAAGGUGUGUUGCUGAAUGUGGUUCAUCUGUAACUGGAACUCAAGGUGUUCUGCUGUCUCCCAACUACCCCAUAAAUUAUAACAACAACCAUGAAUGCAUCUACUCCAUCCAGACCCAGCCAGGAAAGGGAAUCCAGCUAAAAGCCAGGACUUUCGAACUGGAGGCAGGAGAUUUCCUCAAGGUCUAUGAUGGCAGCAAUAGUUCUGCUCGCCUGCUGGGCUCCUUUAGCCGCACCGAGAUGCUCGGCACCAGCAUCAACAGCACUUCCAGCACCAUGUGGCUCGAGUUUAUCACCAACAGCGAGAACACGAGCAAAGGCUUUGAGCUGCAGUUUUCUAGUUUUGAACUCAUCAAAUGCGAGGACCCUGGCAUCCCGCAGUUCGGCUACAAGGUCCACGACGAAGGACACUUUGCUGGCAGCUCCGUAUCCUUUAACUGUGACCCUGGCUAUACCCUGCGAGGCAGCAGGGUGCUGGUCUGCCUCACUGGCGAGCGGAGAGCUUGGGACCAACCCCUGCCCACGUGYGUAGCUGAGUGUGGGGGAACUAUCAAAGGAGAGUCGUCAGGACGGAUCCUGUCUCCCGGCUACCCGACACCCUACGAUCAUAACCUCAAUUGUAUCUGGACGAUCGAGGCAGAAGCCGGUUGCACAAUAGGGCUCCACUUCAUGGUUUUCCACACGGAGGAGUUCCACGAUGUGCUGAGGAUAUGGGACGGGCCGGUGGAGAACGGCAUCAUCUUAAAGGAGAUAAGCGGGUCUGUCUUACCCGGUGACGUCCACAGUACUUUCAAUUCUGUCAUUCUUCAGUUCAACACGGAUUUCUUCACAAGCAAGCAGGGCUUUGCUAUUCAGUUUUCAGUUUCUACUGCCACUUCCUGCAACGACCCAGGGAUUCCGCAGAACGGGAGCCGAAGUGGUGACAGCAAAGAGGCGGGCGACUCCAUCGUCUUCCAGUGUAAUCCGGGAUACGCUCUGCAAGGGGAGGCCAAAAUCACUUGUGUGCAGAUUGAGAACAGAUUUUUCUGGCAACCAGACCCUCCCUCCUGCAUCGCUCCCUGCGGAGGUGUCUUGACGGGGCCGUCCGGCGUGAUCCUGUCCCCGCAGUACCCGGAGCCCUAUCCGCCGGGAAAGGAGUGCGACUGGAAGCUCACGGUGUCGCCCGACUACGUCAUUGCGCUGGUGUUCAACACCUUUAAUUUGGAGCCUGGGUAUGAUUUCCUUCAUAUCUAUGAUGGACCUGAUUCACUCAGCCCCCUCAUUGGAAGCUUUUAUGGCUCCCAGCUGCCCGAGAGGAUAGAGAGCAGCAGUAACAGCCUCUUCCUCGCUUUCCGAAGCGAUGCCUCCGUGAGCAACACUGGAUUCGUCAUUGACUACACAGAGAAUCCCAGGGAGUCUUGCUUCGAUCCGGGCUCUAUUAAGAACGGCACGCGCGUGGGGAYGGAUCUGAAGCUGGGAUCAACCAUCACCUACUACUGCGACGGCGGCUACGACAUCGAGGGGGUCUCCACGCUCACGUGCGUAAUGGGAGGCGACGGGAAGCCCACGUGGAACAAAGCUCGACCUACCUGCACAGCCCCCUGCGGCGGGCAGUACACGGGCUCGGACGGCGUGGUGCUCUCGCCCAACUACCCCCAGAACUACACCAGCGGGCAGGUCUGCCUCUACUUCAUCGUGGUGCCCAAGGACUACGUGGUCUUCGGACAGUUCGCCUUCUUCCAGACGGCGCUCAACGACAUCAUCGAGGUUCACGAUGGCCCCAACGAGCACUCGCGCCUCCUCAGCUCGCUCUCGGGCUCCCACACAGGUGAAUCAUUACCGCUAGCUACCACCAACCAAAUUCUGAUCAAAUUCAGUUCCAAGGGUCAAUCUACAGCCAAGGGUUUUCAUUUUGUCUACCAGGCGGUGCCCCGCACCAGCGCCACGCAGUGCAGCUCGGUGCCGGAGCCGCGCCACGGCCGCCGCCUGGGCAGYGACUUCGCCGUGGGCGCCGUGGUGCGCUUCGAGUGCGGCGCGGGCUACGCGCUGCGCGGCUCGCGCGCCAUCCAGUGCCUCGCCAUGCCCGGCGCCCUCGCCCAGUGGAACGUCUCCGUGCCCACCUGCGUGGUGCCCUGUGGUGGAAAUCUGACUGAGCGCAAAGGGACCAUCCUGUCCCCCGGCUUCCCGGAGCCGUACCUGAACAGCCUGAACUGCGUGUGGAAGAUCACGGUCCCCGAAGGAGCUGGCAUCCAGAUUCAGGUGAUCAGCUUUGUUACGGAGCAGAACUGGGAUUCCCUGGAAGUGUUUGAUGGAGGGGAUAACACCGCCACCAUGCUGGGAAGUUUCUCUGGAACUACAGUGCCUGCGUUGUUGAACAGCACUUCAAACCAGCUCUAUCUGCAUUUCUAUUCUGAUAUCAGCGUCUCUGCUGCAGGCUUUCACCUGGAAUACAAAACCGUUGGCCUGUCCAGCUGCCCGGAGCCCCCCGUUCCUGGGAACGGCCUGAAGAUCGGAGAGCGGUAUUUGGUGAACGACGUCGUCUCCUUCCAGUGCGAACCAGGCUACGCACUUCAGGGCCACUCUCACAUUUCCUGCAUGCCGGGGACCGUCCGCCGCUGGAAUUACCCCCCUCCGCUUUGUAUCGCCCAGUGUGGAGGAACGGCAGAGGAGAUGGAGGGAGUACUGCUGAGCCCUGGCUUCCCGGGAAACUAUCCGAGCAACCUGGACUGCACGUGGAAGAUCCUGCUGCCCGUGGGCUUUGGCGCUCACAUCCAGUUCCUAAACUUCUCCUCCGAGCCGAACCACGACUUUGUGGAAAUCCGCAACGGGCCGUACGACACCAGUAAUGUCAUCGGGCGGUUCAGCGGCACCGACAUGCCAGGCUCCCUCCUCUCCACGUCCCAUGAAACCACCGUGUACUUCCACAGCGACCACUCGCAGAACAAGCCGGGCUUUAAGCUGGAAUAUCAAGCCUACGAGCUGCAGGAGUGCCCUGACCCUGAGCCUUUUGCGAACGGUGUCGUGAGAGGAGCUGGGUACAACGUUGGCCAGUCCAUCUCUUUCGAGUGUCUUCCUGGAUACCAUCUGAUCGGUCACCCUGUCCUCACRUGCCAGCAUGGCACGAACAGGAACUGGGACCACCCCUUGCCCAGGUGUGAAGUGCCCUGUGGAGGGAACGUCACCACCCAGAAUGGUACCGUUUACUCUCCUGGCUUCCCCAACCAGUACCCCAACUCACAGGACUGCACUUGGCUCCUUACAGUGCCAGUGGGAUAUGGGAUCCAUCUCAACUUCACUCUGCUGCAAACAGAGCCCUACAACGAUUUCAUCACUAUCUGGGAUGGUCCACAGCAAACAGCCCCACAGCUUGGCGUGUUCACUGGCAACUCUGCUAAGAAAUCAGCCCAAAGCUCUUCCAACCAGGUCCUGAUGAAGUUCCACAGUGAUGCAGCCAACGGAGGGAUUUUUGCCAUUUAUUUCUAUGCCUACCAGCUCUUCAGAUGCCAACCCCCGACCAUCGUGCCCAACGCCGAGAUCAUCACGGAGAAUGAAGAAUUUAACAUAGGUGAUGUAGUGAGGUACAGGUGCCUUCCUGGCUUUACCUUGAUUGGAAAUGAAAUCCUGACCUGCAAGCUGGGCACUCAUCUCCAGUUCGAAGGACCUCCACCCACUUGUGAAGUGCACUGCCCCAUGAAUGAGGUGAUGACAGACUCCACCGGUGUGAUCCUCAGCCAGAGCUUCGUGGGAAGUUACCCUCAUUUCCAGACCUGUUCAUGGGUGGUGAAAGUGGAGCCUGGGUAUAACGUCUCUCUCACCAUUGAGUACUUCCUGAGUGAGAAACAAUAUGAUGAGUUUGAAAUCUUUGAUGGUCCCUCUGGCCAGAGUCCCCUGCUCCUGUCACUGAGUGGGAACUACUCCGCUCCUCUGACUGUUACCAGCAGCGGGAACAAAGUCUAUCUCCGCUGGUCUUCUGAUCAUGCAUACAACAGAAAAGGCUUCAAAAUCCGUUAUUUUGCUCCUUACUGCAGCCUGCCGCAGCCCCCAGCACACGGACUGAUUCUCAGCCACACGGGUCUGCASCCUGGCAGCACCGUCCGAUUUGGCUGUGACACCGGCUACCGCCUCGCUGGCCACAGUGCUGCCACCUGCUCCCAGCACCCUCAAGGCUAUUUCCACUGGAACGAAGCAAUCCCACUGUGCCAAGCUGUCUCCUGCGGAGUCCCCCGAGCCCCGAAGAACGGCGUCGUCUUUGGCAAGGAGUACACGGUGGGCACCAAGGCCGUGUACAGCUGCCACCAGGGCUUCCACCUGCAGCCGGGCGAGGAGCCCACGGCCGAGUGUCUCCCCACGGGGCACUGGAGCAACGGCAACGAGCCCCCUCACUGCGUCGCUGUCACCUGUCCCGAUAUCAGCAGCAUUGCAGUGGAGCACGGGCGGUGGCGCCUCACCUACGAGAUCCAGUACCACUACAACGCCCAGCUCAUGCUCAUCUGCGACCCCGGCUACUACUACACGGGCCAGCGGGUCAUAAGGUGCCAAGCCAACGGCAAGUGGAGCAUUGGCGAACCCAUGCCAACCUGCAAAAUUAUCUCUUGCGGAGAGCUGCCAACUCCGCCCAGUGGGAACAAGAUUGGCACGUUGACCAGCUAUGGUGCCACAGCCAUCUUCUCGUGCAACACUGGCUACACCCUGGUAGGGUCCCGGGUGCGGGAGUGCAUGGCGAAUGGACUUUGGAGUGGAGCAGAGGUGAAAUGUCUGGCUUUAAAAAACGCUACGUUGUUUUUAUUGCGGCUGUGCUUUUAUUUAUUACUGCAGAGAUUCACACUCACAUCCCUGCAGACCCUUCGGGAGGAGCAGUCACAAACCCUCAGUGAUGCCUCUUGUCUCCCUCCUGCAGCGGGGCACUGCGGGGUGCCCAGCCCCAUCGUCAACGGGCUCAUCAACGGUGAGAACUACAACUACCGGGGCAGCGUGGUGUAUCAGUGCAACCCCGGCUUCCGCCUCAUCGGCAUGUCUGUGAGGAUCUGCCAGCAGGACCACCGCUGGUCUGGAAAGACUCCUGUCUGUGUGCCCAUCACUUGCGGCCACCCCGGCAAUCCCGCCAACGGCCUGACCCAAGGGAGUCAGUUCAACCUGAACGACGUGGCCAAGUUYGUGUGUAACACGGGCUACCGCCUGGAAGGAGCCUCCCAGUCCCAGUGCUUGGCCAACGGACAGUGGAGCAGCUCGCUGCCCGUCUGCCGCGUUGUAAACUGUACUGACCCUGGGCACCUGGAAAACAGCAUCCGUCAAGUGCAGCCAAGCGGGCCUCACAGAUUCAGCUUUGGAACAACUGUCUCAUAUCAGUGCAGCCACGGAUAUUACUUACUGGGGACCCAUGUCCUUACGUGUCAGGGGGAUGGCACUUGGGACCGGGCCCUCCCACAGUGUCUUUUGGUGACCUGCGGCCACCCUGGCGCGCCGCCCCACGCGCAGGUCUCGGGGGACAAGCACACCGUGGGCUCCGUGGUGCGCUACAGCUGCCUGGGCAAGCGCACCCUGGUYGGCAACUCCACGCGCAUGUGCCAGCUCGACGGGCGCUGGAGCGGCUCCCUGCCGCACUGCUCAGGAGGCAGCCAGGGCGUGUGCGGGGACCCGGGCAUCCCAGCACACGGCAUCGGGCUGGGAGACGCCUUCGACGUGGACGGCACGGUGCGCUUCAGCUGCGAGCCGGGCUACACGCUCCGAGGGUCCUCCGAGAGGAUCUGCCAGGCCAACGGCUCCUGGAGCGGCACGCAGCCCGAGUGCGAAGUUAUAUCCUGCGGAAACCCAGGAACCCCCAGCAACGCAAGGGUGAUAUUUAACGACGGCUUGGUUUUCUCCAGCUCCAUUAUCUACCAGUGCCGGGAAGGCUAUUACUCCACAGGGGUGCUGAGCAGGCACUGCACCGUGAACGGCACGUGGACCGGGAGCACGCCGGAGUGCACGGUGAUCAACUGUGGCGACCCCGGUGUGCCAGCCAACGGCAUCAGGCUGGGCAGCGACUUCACGUACAACAAGACGGUGGUGUUCCAGUGCACGCCUGGCUACAUGAUGGAGUCGGACAGGGCCUCCUCUCUGGCUUGCACGAAAGACCGAACCUGGAACGGCACCAAACCUGCCUGCAAAGCUAUCAUCUGUAAAUCCCCCCAAGCCAUUCCCAAUGGGAAAGUCGUAGGCUCGGAUUUCAGCUGGGGGGCCAGCGUGAGCUAUGCGUGCUUGGAAGGAUACCAGCUUUCCCUGCCCGCCAUCCUCACCUGCGAAGGCAACGGCACUUGGAGCGGAGAAAUCCCACAGUGCUUCCCUGUGUUCUGCGGCGAUCCCGGGAUACCAGCGCAGGGCAGGAGGGAAGACAGAGGCUUCACGUACCGCUCCUCCGUGUCCUUCUCCUGCCUCGCCCCACUCGUGCUGGUGGGCUCAGCCCGGCGCUUCUGUCAGUCCGACGGGACGUGGAGCGGCACCCAGCCCAGCUGCAUAGACCCCAGCCUCACGACGUGCGCGGACCCCGGCGUGCCUCUCUUUGGGACGCAGAACAACUCCCAGGGCUUCCAGGUGGGGAGCGUCAUCCUUUUCAAGUGUCAGAAAGGAUACCUGCUGCAGGGCUCCACCACCAGGACCUGCCUCCCCAACCUGACGUGGAGCGGCGUGCAGCCCGACUGUGUCCCUCAUCACUGCAAGCAGCCGGAGACUCCUUCCCACGCCAACGUGGGUGCUCUGGAUCUGCCGUCCCUGGGCUACACCCUCAUCUACUCCUGCCAGAGUGGCUACUACCUCACGGGAGGCUCCGAGCACCGGACCUGCAAAGCGGAUGGCAGCUGGACGGGGAAGCCACCCAUUUGCCUCGCGGACGUCCGGCCGAGCGGGAGGCCGAUCGGCACCGCGCGGGACCCGCCGCUCGCCAAGGUGUCAGUGCCUGCAGAUGUGUUUGCUAGGAAUUCCCUUUGGAAGGGCUCCUAUGAGUACAUGGGGAAAAAGCAGCCUGCAAUGCUGUCUGUCACUAGCUUUGAGCCUGCCACCGGUAAAGUCAACGCCACCUUGAUAGACCACAGUGGCGUGGAGCUCCAGCUGUCUGGCAUUUACAAGAAAGAAGAUGUUCACCUGCUUCUCCAGGUGUAUCAGAUUACGGGGCCAGUAGAGAUGUUCGUCAACAAGUUCAAAAACGAUAAAUGGGCUCUCGAUGGACACGUCUCAUCGGAAUCAUCAAGCGGCACGUUUGUGUACCAGGGCUUUGUGCGUGGCAAAGGCUUCGGGCAGUUUGGCCUUCAGAGACUGGACAUCAGCAUGAUUGAAAAUGAUCCAGAAUCAAUAGGACACCAUUUUGCAUCAAACAGCAGUUCUGUGGCAGCUGCCAUUCUUGUGCCUUUCAUCGCCCUGAUUAUUGCAGGGUUUGUGCUUUAUCUCUACAAACACAGGAGAAGACCCAAAGUCCCGUUCAACGGCUACGCGGGCCAUGAGAACACCAACGUCCGAGCCACGUUUGAAAACCCGAUGUACGACCGCAACCUGCAGCCCACGGACAUCAUGGCCAACGAGACGGAGUUCACAGUGAGCACCGUGUGCACCGCUGUAUAG
Messenger RNA from Nothoprocta perdicaria, 10848 nucleotides. RefSeq names its product CUB and Sushi multiple domains 2 (gene CSMD2). The transcript is spliced from 70 exons. NCBI's taxonomy places the organism in Eukaryota, Metazoa, Chordata, Aves, Tinamiformes, Tinamidae. The record is from RefSeq and is a predicted model, not a curated record. Bases 1 to 10848 code for a protein of 3615 amino acids.